Diaporthe batatas is the source of this 2944-nucleotide messenger RNA. RefSeq lists its product as uncharacterized. The record is from RefSeq and is a predicted model, not a curated record. Gene Ontology annotation, biological process: ribosome-associated ubiquitin-dependent protein catabolic process; rescue of stalled cytosolic ribosome. Gene Ontology annotation, cellular component: RQC complex. The transcript has a single exon. The coding region runs from base 101 to 2347 and encodes 748 amino acids. NCBI's taxonomy places the organism in Eukaryota, Fungi, Ascomycota, Sordariomycetes, Diaporthales, Diaporthaceae.
CCGCAAUCCCACACCCGGCCAAAGCACCCGGACCGCACCCACGCUCCUUCUCGACCACGACACACUCUUGCCCUCACCCACAAGGCACCGGCAAGAAACAAUGUCUAGUCGACAGUUGAAGAAGCUGCAGAAGCAAAAGGAGCUCCUCAAGCUGCAGGAGCUCGCAGGCAACGACGACGAAUCGUCAGAGGAGGAGGUCGCACCACCCAGACCUCGCACCAGCGCCUUUGCCGGGUUUGCAGCACUAGGAGGUGACGAUGAUGACUCCGACGACAAGUCGGACCAGGACGAGGCGGCGAAGGAACAGGAGGUAGUCGAGCAAGAGGACGAGGACGAGGAACCUGUAAAGCCGGCGCCAGCGAAGAAGAAUAAAAAGCCCAAGAAGAAGAAAAAGGCCAAGAAGGCCGAGAAUGCGCCACCAGAGGACAAGGUAGACAAACAAAAGGGCGGGUUGGACGAGAUCGACCUGGCCCUCAAGGAGCUGAGCCUGAAACCACAACCGCGAGAUGCAUCGGGCCGGGAGACGCACGAGCACUAUGAUGUCAACCUGGCGCGUCUCCUGAGCAUAAGUUUCGACCACCUGAAGGUCAUCAAUGAGCUCAGGGCGAUGUUCGGCCAGGACACCAUCGACUCGGUGCGCAGCCAAGAGGAGACGCAGGCCCGGGACGACCGGCGGAGGAACCAGCGGCGGGGCCACAUCGACGUCAACAUGGAGAUGUACCUCAAGGGCAAGCCCGGCGAGAAGAUACCAGACGUUGUGCUGAGGAAAAACCCCUUCAUGCAGGGCAAGGACUUCUGGCCCCGCGCGUCUGCCGGCGGCCUGAAGAUGGAGGCUGUUACUGACGAGAGGGUGGAGCCGACCGAGUACAGGUUCACGCAUGACCGGAGCUACGGGUUGCUGGAAAUGCAGUUCUACAGCCUGGUGGACAUGAUGGACCCGAUGCGGAUUGUGCACUUUGUGCACGACAACCCAUACCACGUCAACUCGCUGGUGACAACCAACAAGGUGGCGAUCAGGGACUCCAACGCAGCCCUCGCGGCGGAUCUUUUGGAGCGGGCUUUGUUCACUUUCGGGCGGGUCACGCUGUCCUCGUUCAGGAAGAAGCUGGAGAGGGGCGUGGCGCGACUCGACUUCAAGCGGCCGGAGAACAGGCAGUUCUGGCUGGCAGGGUACCAUUACAUCAAGAGCCUCAUGCAGAAGGGAACCUACAACACCGCACUGGAGUGGACGAAACUGUUCCUCAGUCUCUCGCCAAACGACGAAUACGGCAUACUGAACUUCACCCACGUCCUCGCGAUCUACGCGUACGAGUCCGAAUGGUUCAUCGAGCUCUGCAAUUCCUCCUACUUCAACAGCGACGAGUACGACCUGCCGAUGAAGGAGUACUACAGGCAGAGCGUCGUGCUGGCGAAACUACUGCUAAAUGACCGUGAUGGCGCGCUGAAGGAUCUCAUCCACGGCAUGGAGACACUGCCAUGGCUCUACUCGUCGCUGUGCAGCGCGGUGAACAUCGACACGCCCAAGGCGGUCUGGGGGGUGCAGCCGCGAAACGACGACGACGCCCUAUACACGGAGCUGUACAUCCACAUGGCCAAGGACCUCUGGAAGAAGGAGAGCGGUGCGAUCCCCCUGCUCAAGGAGGCGGGCGGGCUGGCGAGAAAGGCUGACGUCAAGUCGCUGCCGCUGGCGCGCGAGGUGCCGCUGAGCAUCGGGCGCUUCAUCUACCUGGAUAACACCCCGGAGCUGAUGGGCCUGGUUCCUACCGACAUGCUCCACGCGUCGCCGAACUUUGACUACGACCCACUGCCGCCCGCGAGGGAGGAGAACAUCUUCUCCAACGAGUGGCAGGAAUACCCAUGGAGCAGGUCGGAGCAGCCAGAGGGUGUCUACACACAUCCGGGCGGGAUAGAGAACCUGCUGCGGGAGGCGCAGAGGGCGCUCCAGCAGCAGCGGGAAGCGCAGGGCCUGCCGGACAACGCAGAUGAGCUGGGUGCCGACCUGGAUGGCGACGCCGCCGAGGUCCUCGGGUCCGAGGAGCAAGGGCUGCUGGGCAGGAUAGCCAACAUGCUCCUGCCGGUGUGGAUGGCGCGGGGCGGGCAGGGUGCAGUGGACGACGAGGCGAUCGACGACAUGGUCAGGGAGCUGGCGGGCGGGGGCGCCAACCCGUGGGCGGAUGGGUCGGAGGAUGGCGAUGAGGAUGAUGAGGAUGAUAUGCCCGACCUGAUCCCUGGGGCGUUCCCUGAGGACUCACCCGAGCUCCGCCCCAGCCGCGGCCGAGGGGACGAGGAUGACGGGGACGAUGAUGACCUGCCGCCUCUGGAGCCGGCGGGGCGGGGCCACGGUUGAGGCUGUGGGGCUAAUCAAAGUAAACGACGGAAGAUUCCACGACUUCGAAAUGACCACAAGUGGAAUAGUCUGUGUGGGAUACACGUGUGUUUCAUCCAUACCGCCGAAGGAUUGCAUGCCUUGCGGAGUACGGAGUACACCACAUGCGCAACAUCCUGCAUGCAUGCAUGGGGAUCGAGCUGCUGUCACCUCGGCCGCCUCUGGCAGUUCUGGGCAGUGGGCACACACACACAUAGGCCUCGAACCAAGACAAAGACUCGGAAGCCGGCAGGGCUAGUAAGGAUUCGUCAUGCAAGGCACGAACGAGCGUUGUGGGACGGGGGACAGACAGAAACAAAACGAUGCGGUAUUACGUGCUGAGCAUAUUGUGCACACAGCAUGCACCCAGCCGCAUAUAUAGAGGAUAAAAUACCCAGUUGUGAAUACUUGCUCAUCAAGCGAGAUUGCCUCCCGCACACAAGAGUCUCCAGAAACACCCACCAGAGGCGAGGCUGAAAGGGACUUGCAAGUUAUCAGACAAUACUGUCCAGCCGGAAAGAAUGAAGAUAAAAUAAAAUAAAUGACUGACUGACUGACUAACCCUGGCAUAGUUUCGAG